AUGGUCCGAAAUGAAAACAGUCCUUUUAGCGGUUUUGUCAAUGUCGAGCCGGUAAUGAUGAUGGUUGCGGUGUCAUUAGGUCUAUACUCGACUUCAUCACCUCUAUUCAUGUAUUGGGCACGAUGCAUAGCAAUAGCUACCACUAAAGGUGUAAGUUAA
This is a messenger RNA of Haemonchus placei, 159 nucleotides long. The record is from the annotation of a GenBank genome assembly. Lineage: Eukaryota; Metazoa; Nematoda; Chromadorea; Rhabditida; Trichostrongylidae.